CCUGGAAACAUAAUGAUUUCCUCUGCAGAAACUAUAUUCUUAAUGCAUUAGAUGAUUCAUUGUAUGAUGUCUACGUGGUGUGCAAAACAGCCAAGGAACUUUGGGAAUCACUUGAGAAAAAAUAUAAAACCGAGGAUGGUGGUUCAAAGAAAUUUGUCGUGGGAACAUUUUUGGACUACAAAAUGGUGGAUUCCAAGUCUGUUGUCUCUCAAACUGAAGAUCUCCAGAAAAUCAUUCAUGACAUUCAUGUUGAAGGGAUGGUAAUCAAUGAGUCUUUCCAAGUGGCGUCCAUUAUAGAAAAACUGCCACCUUCUUGGAAAGAGUUCAAGAGUUAUCUCAAGCACAAACGAAAGGAGAUGACCCUUGAGGAUCUCAUUGUAAGGCUGAGAAUUGAGGAAGAUAACAGAAAGAAUGAGAAGGGCCUGGUUUCAAGUAUGGAAGCCAAGGCGAAUGUUGUUGAAGGAAGUUCAUCAAAGCAAAGGCCAAAAUUCCAGAAAACUAAGAAGAAGGAAAGCCACUUUAUCCCUGGUGCGAAAGGCAAAGACUUCAAGAAAAUCAAGGGAAGUUGCUGGGUUUAUGGAAAGCAAGGCCAUAGGGCUCAAGAAUGUCGCCAUCAAAGGGAUCAAGGUCCUGGAAAUCAAGGCAACAACAACCGCGCAAACCUGAUUCAAAACAAUGUGGAUGCCCUGGCUGCAAUGAUUUCUGAAAUCAACCUCAUAUCUGACCACGCUGAUUGGUGGAUAGAUACCGGUGCGACUCGCCAUGUUUGUGGUGACAGAAAAAUGUUUUCUUCGUACUAGAAAAUAGAGGGAAACGAGCAGCUGUUUAUGGGAAAUGCAUCCUCAUCUGUUGUGGCUGGAAUAGGGAAGUGUGUUCUGAAAUUCACUUCUGGAAAGGAAUUGACCCUUCUUGACGUACUGCAUGUCCCCAAUAUAAGGAAGAAUCUUGUUUCUGGUCCUAUCCUUAGUAAUAAAGGAUUUAAACUAGUUUUUGAGUCCAAUAAGUUUGUAUUAACGAAAGGGGGAAUGUUUGUGGGAAAGGGUUACCUUGCUGAUGGAUUAUUCAAACUCAAUGUACUUGCUAAUGCUAUGAAUGAAAUAAAUAAUGCUUCUGCUUAUAUUGUUGAUUCGUCUAAUUUAUGGCACUC
This is a messenger RNA of Malus domestica (apple), 1147 nucleotides long. The record is from RefSeq and is a predicted model, not a curated record. Lineage: Eukaryota; Viridiplantae; Streptophyta; Magnoliopsida; Rosales; Rosaceae.